Suillus discolor is the source of this 2934-nucleotide messenger RNA. Its product is annotated as glycoside hydrolase family 35 protein. Gene Ontology annotation, cellular component: vacuole. The transcript is spliced from 19 exons. Gene Ontology annotation, molecular function: beta-galactosidase activity. NCBI's taxonomy places the organism in Eukaryota, Fungi, Basidiomycota, Agaricomycetes, Boletales, Suillaceae. Gene Ontology annotation, biological process: carbohydrate metabolic process. The record is from RefSeq and is a predicted model, not a curated record. Bases 1 to 2934 code for a protein of 977 amino acids.
AUGGACUUCACUGGAAAUGGACGUACGACUGAUAUCCUGUGGGAUAAGUAUAGUUUAAUUAUCAGAGGGCAGCGCGUUUUCAUCCACUCAGGAGAGUUUCACACAUUUCGACUGCCUGUGCCUGGACUAUGGCUUGAUAUUCUGCAGAAAGUAAAGGCUGCUGGAUUUAACGCAAUCAGUGUUUAUUCUCACAUGGCUCUGAUCAAUCCCUCUCCUGGCGUUGUCGACUUUAACGAUUACCGUGCUCUAGAGCCCCUUUACGAGGCUGCGAAACAGACUGGCAUAUGGAUUGUUCUCCGUCCGGGGCCUUAUAUCAAUGCGGAGACGACUGCAGGAGGUAUUGCACACUGGAUAACAUCAGAAGUUGCAGGCGAAAUGCGGACAAACACGACGGACUGGCAUGCAGCUUGGCAGGACUACGUACAAGGUAUCAUUACUGAAACUGCUCCUUACCAAGUGACCCAAGGCGGACCGGUAAUAGACAACGAAUACUCUCAGGCACCAGCCACGCAUGCAGAAUACUUUCGCGAGCUGGAAGCUGUCUAUUUGAACUCCAGUAUUGUUGUCCCGUUGACCGCUAACGACCCGGGGGAAGGAUGGGCGUGGAUCAAUGGAACGGGUGCCGUGAAUAUCUAUGGUAUGGAUUCCUACCCACAAGGGUUUGACUGUUCCAACCCAGAUGUCUGGAGCCCGGUCAUCACGGACUAUCAUAGCUAUCAUGAGACUGUUGACCCUGGACAACCUUGGUAUUUCCCAGAGUUCCAGGGUGGUUCUUUUGAUGCUUGGGGUCCGACGGCACCAGGGUACGAUCAAUGCCGCAUGCUCACGGGAGUCGAUUUUGAGAAUGUCUUUAAUCUUCAUCUUUGGGCGUCCAACGCAAAACUAAUCAACUACUACAUGCUAUACGGAGGAACCUCAUGGGGUGCUCUUCCUUUCCCCGGAGUUUACACUUCGUACGAUUACGGGAGUGCUAUUGCAGAGAACAGAGAACUGACUGUCAAGUAUCCGGAACUUAAGCGUCAGGGUCUCUUCUUGCGAAGCUCCCCAGAUUUCUAUAAGACGGACUGGGUUGGAAACAGUACUGGCGGCAUGGUGUCCGUCUCUAAUCCAGCUGCCUUUGUAACUCUGUUAAGGAACCCCGAUUCAGCGGCGUCAUUCUACAUCGCAAGACAAAGGAAUUCCACAACAACGGAUGUAACCAUUUUCAAGCUGAAUGUCACUACUUCUGCUGGGAACCUUGAGGUCCCCCGUUUCACAUCUGGCAUCACACUCGGGGGCAGACAAUCAAAAAUUAUUGUCACCGAUUACCCAUUUGGCUCGUCAUCGAAGGUUCUCUAUUCUACAGCGCAGGUUCUUUUUGCUGGCCAGAUCGGUGGAAGAGAUGUACUGUUCCUCUAUGGCGACCCUACAUAUGAGUCAGAGGUUGCUCUGACAUUGAGUGGUGCGCCUCGCAUACAAGGGGCAGAACUCUCUUCAGUAUCCUCUAAUGGCGUCACUACCGUCACUUUCCUUUCGGGCAUUCAAGGACUCAUCACGAUUUGGGAUUCCAGUGAGCAGCUCGUCCUCUAUAGUGAUACCAACACCGCUGGAACCUUUUGGUCGCCCGAAAUCCCUACCAAUGAUUCCGUCGAGUUUGCCAACUAUUGGCAGUUUGGCACGAAUUCCUCUAUCCUGGUCGGAGGUCCUUAUUUAGUUCGAAAUGCUACAAUUAGUGGAUCGACGCUCGCCCUUCGUGGCGACUUGAACGAUAGCGUUCAACUUACGGUCAUCGCGCCUGAUGAUGUGAAGACGGUCACAUGGAACGGAAUUCCUAUCUCAGCUGAUGUUACUGCGGUCUUGAAUUUGACCGCCCAAGGAGGCUUUGUUGCACAACUAAAGCCCUCAUCCAUGGUGCUUGGUUUUGCUCCACCCGCGCUUACAAAUUGGAGAUAUGCAGACAGUUUACCAGAAAUUCGCACCGGAUUUUCUGAUGCCAACUGGACUCUUGCUAAUCAUACCACCACGAACAUACCAUUCAAGCCUUACUACGGUGACGGGAGGGUUCUCUAUGGUUGUGACUAUGAAUACUGCGAGAACAUCGUACUUUGGCGUGGGCACUUCAAUGCCACAGAAAAUACACAAUCCGUCAACUUCUCUAUUAAUGGUGGCGAAGCUUUCGCUGCUACUGUUUGGGUGAACGAUGUGUUCUUGAAUACAUCCUAUGGAAACUCCACGAACAACCAAAAUAUUCUGGAAGAAACGGAUGAUAAAUUCUACUUCCCUCCGGAAUCUUUGUUUUACGAGCGAGAGAACAUCAUUACUAUCCUUCAGGAUAAUAUGGGCCUCAAUGAGUCGGGCUCUGUUAUUGAUGAAGAGAAAUCCCCUCGUGGCGUCCGUGGUUUUAUGCUCAAUACUGGAGACUUUGGUGAAUGGAAGGUUCAGGGUAAAGUUGGCGGAUACACCAAUUAUCUCGACAAGGUGCGAGGGGUGCUGAAUGAAGGAGGUCUCUAUGGUGAACGCAUGGGCUGGCACUUACCUGGGUUUGAUACCUCUUCUUGGGCACUGAGAGACCUCUCUGAGGGUCUGCCCAACGCUGCCGCCGGUGUUGGGUUCUUUGUUACGACGUUCAACUUAAGCAUCCCAGAUGGAUUUGAUGUUCCAAUGUCCUUUAUGUUUGAUGACACCUCUCAGCCGUAUCGAUCUCAGUUAUACGUCAACGGAUGGAUGAUGGGUAAAAGGGUAUCCAACCUUGGGCCCCAGUAUAAGUUCCCUGUCCAGCAAGGUAUUCUGGACUACAAUGGCACAAAUACUGUUGCUAUCGCACUAUGGGCUAUGGAACCGAAAGCUGUCAGUCCAACUUUGCAGCUCGCCAUUGAAGGUGUUUACGAAGGCGGUGUCGGCGGCAUUGAGACUAAUAAUCCUCCUUGGUCGCCUGAAGGACGGUCAUAUGUCUAG